Sinocyclocheilus anshuiensis is the source of this 2601-nucleotide messenger RNA. Its product is annotated as voltage-gated potassium channel subunit beta-1-like. The coding region runs from base 539 to 1735 and encodes 398 amino acids. Lineage: Eukaryota; Metazoa; Chordata; Actinopteri; Cypriniformes; Cyprinidae. The transcript is spliced from 14 exons. Gene Ontology annotation, biological process: regulation of potassium ion transmembrane transport; potassium ion transport; transmembrane transport. Gene Ontology annotation, molecular function: transmembrane transporter binding; voltage-gated potassium channel activity; potassium channel regulator activity. Gene Ontology annotation, cellular component: membrane; juxtaparanode region of axon; cytoplasm. The record is from RefSeq and is a predicted model, not a curated record.
AAGCAGGACAGAAACUCAAAUUAUUAUCAGCUGAAAGAAGCGAAUGAAUGUGUGUGAGAGAGAGUGUAAGAAAAGAGGAAGACCUCGAAGAGAUGAGAGAAGUGUCAGCAGAGCUGUGGAUUUAUGCUGUCCGGUCUUGACAUCCCUCCCUCCUUUCCUCCUCCUCUCCUCCCCCCCUUCAGCAGGCGGGCUUUUUGUGGCUGACCAUGCGAGGAUCCUCUCAGUGCUGCGGGAAUCUCCUCUCCUCCUCCGGACAGUUCUGCAGCUCUCGUUCUGUGGCUCAUUGACCCCGACGCAUCCUUAACAGUUGUAUUUUUCACAAGGGAACGUCUUGGACAAGGAGCAACGCAACUUUUGGACUGUGUAGAUGUCUCCUUUUUCCUUGUGCUCAAUAAUUGAUGCAGUUUCUCUGCUGCUGCUUUGACCGUAUCCACAGGACGGGAUCAGGGAGGAAGGUCGGGACUGUGACCCCCGCAUCAUCCCUCAGUGUGUCCUUUCUGUGUUGUAGACUGCAUCUUCUUCAUCCUCCUCAUCCAGCAUGCAGGUCUCAAUCGCUUGCACAGACCACAAUCUGAAGGGUCGAAAUGGGGACCAUGGAAAAACGAACGCCACCAGCCCCAACGUGGUGAAUGCGGCACGGGCAAAGUUCCGCACGGUCGCCAUCAUCGCCCGGAGCUUUGGCUCUUUUACCCCACGCCACCACAUCUCCCUCAAAGAGUCCACCGGCAAGCUCACCGGCAUGAAGUACCGGAACCUUGGGAAAUCUGGAUUGAGAGUAUCAUGCCUCGGUCUGGGCACAUGGGUGACAUUUGGAGGACAGAUUUCAGAUGAAGUGGCGGAGCAGCUGAUGACUAUAGCGUAUGAGAGCGGGGUAAACCUUUUUGACACCGCAGAGGUGUAUGCUUCUGGAAAAGCUGAAGUCGUACUGGGAAACAUCAUCAAAAAGAAGGGUUGGAGGCGAUCCAGUCUGGUUAUUACAACAAAGCUCUACUGGGGUGGAAAAGCCGAGACAGAACGAGGCCUUUCUAGGAAACACAUUAUUGAAGGUCUUAAGGGCUCCUUGCAGAGGAUGCAGCUGGAAUAUGUAGAUGUGGUCUUCGCCAACCGGCCUGAUAGCAACACACCGAUGGAGGAGAUCGUCAGAGCCAUGACCUACGUGAUAAACCAAGGCAUGUCCAUGUACUGGGGGACCUCACGAUGGACAGCUAUGGAAAUAAUGGAAGCAUAUUCUGUAGCGAGGCAGUUUAACCUGAUUCCUCCAGUGUGUGAGCAGGCAGAGUAUCAUCUCUUCCAGAGGGAGAAGGUCGAGGUGCAGCUGCCUGAGCUCUACCAUAAGAUAGGUGUGGGCGCCAUGACAUGGUCUCCUUUGGCCUGUGGGAUCAUCACUGGAAAGUAUGAAAACGGUAUCCCAGAAUCCUCCAGGGCAGCUAUGAAGUCAUACCAGUGGCUGAAAGACAAGAUAGUCAGUGAGGACGGACGAAAGCAGCAGGCAAAGCUGAAAGAACUCGGUCAUAUUGCUGAGAAGUUGGGCUGCACUUUGCCUCAGCUCGCCGUAGCCUGGUGUCUGCGGAACGAGGGAGUGAGCUCGGUACUACUAGGAACCUCAAAUGCAGAGCAGCUAACUGAAAACCUGGGAGCCAUACAGGUUCUUCCAAAGAUGACAUCCCACGUGGUCUCAGACAUUGAUCAUAUACUUGGGAACAGGCCAUACAGUAAGAAGGACUAUCGAUCCUAGGGGCUCUGGACGCAGGCUCAGGGUGAAGAGAGAUAUGUAUGUAGCAGUGUUCGUGCCCUAGUGGUUCCUGCUCCGAAUCUGUUUUCAUCAUCGGUCAGACCUCUCUGUGAAGCCUUAGAGUGCCGUCCUCCAUAACCUGUUUUCUGCAUCCCCUCUGUUUCUGCUAGUGUGCCUUUGCACCCAAACACAGCAAGAAUCCCCUCGACUGGUGUCCAGGUGUCACCUUGUUACGGCACCUUGCAGGAGAGCUUCACUGACAAAUGUGAUCUAUGAACCUUAUAAACACCCAUGCUUGGCCUCUGCUCUCAAAACCAUCAGCCACCGGGAUGUCUGGCGUAUUAGCACACACACAGAGUGGAGGAACAGAGCAUGUUGCCCUCUUGUGUUCAAACGCAGCAACUGCAAACCUGUUUCACAGACUGUAGAGCACAGACUCAGUGGAACAGUGUGCAUUCACAAAGAUUCGAGCUGUUUUGCCUGUGCAAGAAUGCCUGUAUUGAUAUUUUAUGAGGGAUAUUUUAAAGACAUUAUGCGUGUUUGCUUUAUAAUGUGAGCCACAGGUACAUGUGGUAGAAAAAUAAGUAAAUGCACACAUCUGACCUAUAGAAAAUUACUUGAGCGAGAGUAGCAUAAAUCUAUGAAUACAUGCUUACUGAACAUGCAACUGUAUUAUAAACCGACCUCAAUCCGCACUGCAGUCUAAAUAUACAGUAUUAGAGUUGAUCUGACAUGCGUAGAAUAUAUUAUGCCAGCAGCCUAAUGCAUUCAUGGUAAUGUUUGAUUAUAAAUGAGUGACUUGUUUUUCCUUUUAGUAACAGUAUGGAAGAUAUUCAGAGGAAAACAACUUAAAGGGAUAACCUUGUGAA